AGAUCUGGAAAAUCUAAAAAGUAGCUGAUGCUAUUCUGUGCCCUUCUGCGUCAAAUCGCGAAAGUCGCAGAAGGCACGCUCGGACUCCCACGGUUUGCACAGGCCAGGCGAGUCGGGGAGCAGCACCCGGACCCUCCGAUUCGCCUUCGCGGAGCUGAGCGCGCGCGAACCGGCAGCCGUGGGCGGCGCCACCGGCGUCGGGUCGCCUUCCUGCCAAGGCCCGCCCAGGCGCGCCGGCGGAACGCUCCGGCCGCCCUCCGCUCCCGGCUCUCCGGUUCCCGGGCCGCCCGGGGGGACGCAGUUGGCGGCGACACCGGAGGGGGGCGGGUCAGGAAGUGGGGGCGCGGCGGUCGGGAGCGGCCCUGGGGCAGCCGAGGGGCUCGGCGACGCCGAGGACGGGAGGCUCCGGGCCCGCGCGGGAGCCGGAGGGGCGCCCCGGUCCCCGUGGAGACCAUGGCGGAGGAAGAAGUAUCUCAUGUGAAGAUCACUGGACCAGAGACUGAAAUAGCAGGACCAACUGUAGAACUGCGCCAAAGGAAAAAGCCAAAGUCUUCAGAAAAUAAGGACUCUGCCAAAGAAGAAAAAAUCAGUGACACUCCAGUUCCUGAAAGACCUCCAAAAUAUGUAUUAUUUCAGCGCUUUGCAAAGAUUUUCAUUGGCUGUCUUGCAGCAGUUACUAGUGGUAUGAUGUAUGCUCUCUAUUUAUCAGCAUACCAUGAACGGAAAUUCUGGUUUUCCAACAGGCAGGAGCUUGAACGGGAAAUCACAUUUCAGGGUGACAGUGCCAUUUAUUACUCUUAUUAUAAAGAUAUGUUAAAGGCACCUUCAUUUGAAAGAGGUGUUUAUGAACUGACACACAAUAACAAAACUGUGUCUCUGAAGACUAUAAACGCAGUGCAGCAAAUGUCUCUCUAUCCAGAACUUAUUGCCAGCGUUUUAUAUCAAGCAACUGGUAGCAAUGAGAUUAUUGAGCCUGUGUAUUUCUACAUUGGGAUUGUUUUUGGAUUGCAAGGAAUAUAUGUUACUGCUUUAUUUGUUACAAGUUGGCUUAUGAGUGGAACGUGGUUAGCAGGAAUGCUUACUGUCGCAUGGUUCAUCAUUAACAGGUUAGAUACAACAAGAAUUGAAUACUCCAUUCCUUUAAGAGAAAACUGGGCACUCCCAUAUUUUGCGUGCCAAGUUGCUGCACUUACGGGCUAUUUAAAAAGCAACUUAAAUACAUAUGGCGAGAGGUUUUGCUACUUGUUGAUCAGUGCUUCAACUUACACAUUUAUGAUGAUGUGGGAAUACAGCCACUAUCUCUUGUUUCUACAAGCAAUAUCUCUGUUCCUGCUAGAUAGUUUUUCAGUGGAGCUAAGUGACAAGGUUCAUGAAGUUUAUAAAAUCUAUAUAUUUUCUCUUUUUCUGGGAUAUUUACUGCAGUUUGAGAAUUCAGCCUUAUUGGUAUCUCCUUUAUUAAGUUUAGUGGUGGCCUUAAUGCUUGCUAAAUGCCUUCAGCUGAAUGUGAAAAAAGGCACUUUUAUAGCUAAGAUGAUAAAAGUGAUUAAUUUUUACUUGGUGUGUAUUCUGACAGUGACACUGAAUAUUAUAAUGAAGAUGUUUGUCCCACACAAAGAAAAUGGGCACAUGCUGAAAUUCCUUGAAGCAAAAUUUGGACUAAAUAUGACUAAGAAUUUUACAAUGAAUUGGCUCCUGUGUCAAGAAUCUCUGCAAACACCAUCUCAAGACUUUUUUUUGCGAUUGACACAGUCUUCUUUAUUACCUUUCUAUAUUUUAGUGUUAAUUAUUUGUUUUCUUUCUGUGAUGCAAGUUAUUUUUUGGAGAAUUAAUGGUAAGAAGUUCCUGAAAGAAACUAUUACUCUUGAGGAUGGACGAAUUGGAGAAAGGCCAGAAAUAACAUAUCAUGUGAUUCAUACUAUUUUAUUGGGCUCUCUUGCAUUGAUUAUAGAAGGCUUGAAAUACCUUUGGACUCCUUACGUUUGCACGCUAGCAGCCUUUGGUGUGUGUUCUCCUGAACUUUGGAUGACACUUUUCAAAUGGCUUCGAUUACGAACUGUACACCCAGUAUUGUUAGCUCUUAUUCUGAGCAUGGCUGUGCCUACUAUAAUAGGUCUCAGCUUAUGGAAAGAGUAUUUUCCAAGAUUAAUGACAGAAUUAACAGAACUACAAGAAUUUUAUGAUCCAGAUACAGUGGAACUUAUGACCUGGAUAAAAAGGCAAGCCCCAGUUGCAGCUGUGUUUGCAGGGAGUCCACAGUUAAUGGGUGUGAUUAAAUUAUGCACCGGAUGGAUGGUGACAAGCUUACCUCUUUACAAUGAUGAUGAUCUUCUCAAGAGAAAUGAAAAUAUCUAUCAAAUCUAUUCAAAGCGAUCUGCUGAGGAUAUUUAUAAAAUACUGACAUCCUACAAGGCUAAUUACCUAAUUGUUGAGGAUGCUAUCUGCAAUGAGGUGGGAACCAUGAGAGGCUGUAGGGUUAAAGAUUUAUUAGACAUUGCAAAUGGCCAUGUGGUUUGUGAAGAAGGUGACAAGUUAACUUACUCAAAACAUGGGCGAUUUUGUCAUGAGGUCAAAAUUAACUAUUCUCCAUAUGUGAAUUACUUCACUAGAGUCUACUGGAACAGGUCCUACUUUGUAUAUAAAAUCAACACUGUGAUAUCCUUUCAGUCUUGAAAAAUAACAGAGCCUUCAUUUCAAAGACUUAGACCACUUGAAGUAAAAUGCAGUUUUCUUGUACCUAUGUGGUGUCUUUUGGAAAUCAGAGUAUGAUAUAUGCUGCUGCUUUUCCCCUCCUGCGGUCAGCUGGAUCCAGAGUUCUUUGGGGAAUAGAUCAAGCAUUAUUGUCCUUUGGUAAAAUGUCAAAUCUACUACUCUAAUACUCCAGCCAGCUGUUUUCCUUCUUGUUACCUGGUCUUUAAAGAUCUUACAUUCUGAACUAUUGUAAAAUUUUCCUCAUAAAUCUUCAUUCUAUAAUGUUGAUCUUGAAUUUGAAUAUAUUCAAGGUCAGAGUGCAUCUUUCAAACAUAGUAUUUAAUAAAGACUUAAUAUGAUAUAGUUAUAGAAUAGAAGGAAACAAUUAUUCUUACCCUCAAGGUAGUUUCUGAAAGUAUUUCAGGGUUUAUAACAGAACUGAAAUAUAAAAAAAAAAAAAAAUGUUAGCCAAAAAUAUGUGGCAUUUAAAAUAAAUUGAAGAUUAUAUGAAGGAAAGUGAUUUUUAAGGAUAUACAUAAAGAUAUAUCCAGAUUUUCCAUAUACUGCCCAUACCAUCUGCUGCUUAUAUAAAUGAGCACUUAGUAAUACAUAGUGCAUGAUAUUGCAUUUUAUUAUUUUAUAACUAUUAAGUGGUUAGCUUUUUUCACUUAUGCCCAUAAAUUUGAUACCAAUUUAAUCAUGAUAAAACACUAACUCUUGUACCUAUAUAUUUUUUAAAACAGACAUUUAAAAGGAUGCUGGUCAGGUUUUUAAAAACUAUAGAUAUGGGGUAUAUGAUCUAGUUACAUGUUUUCUACUGAACUAUUAAGUAAAAAAUUAAAUAUCAGAAUAAGAAUAUGUACACUAAAAUGAGCAACAAUUUCUGGAGUUACAUGCAGAUGCUGUUAAGUAUACCUCUGCAGACAGAUAUAUUCAUUGUAAAACACAAGUGCUAUUAUUCAUGAAACUGUGAUACAGUCUUCAACAUUAAGAACAAAAUGACAGUUACAAUAAGACAGCACAGUUUCACAGUCUAAAUGCUUUCUUCCUGUAAGUUAAAUAUUUUCAUAUUUUUAAUCAUAUUAUGAAAGAAAUUUUUAAAUGAUUAAUUUGGUCUUAUAAAGAGAUUCAUGAUAGGUGUAUCAUUUUAAUAAGAUGGGCUGCAUGUUUACUUUUACCUUAUAUAUGUGUUCAGUGAAUAGGUUUCCAAAUUUUCACUUGUUAAAGUGCUAUAAAAAUUGCAAUUUCAGUACUCCAAAUUACGACAUUAGUAGAGAGCAUCUUUCCAUUAUCUUACUUUCUGGUUCAUAAAUGUGUGUGUGUGUAUAUAUAUAUAUAUAUAUAUAUAUACACACACACACACACACACACAUACACACACCAUAUAUAUUUUUUCUUUUGUUUUAAAGUACAAAAGCACGUGCAUUCUUAGAUUUCCUCUAGGAUGCUUUGCUCUUUUGGAGCUUAUAACUGUUUGAUGGCCAUGUCAUUUAUCUGGUGCAUUAGUUUUAUUGGUUCUCAUAUCACGCUUUUAUAAUUUUUAACAAUUAAGAUAACUGCAGGCAGAAUAUUUCAAGUUCUCUAUACAUCUUAAUAGUGAGUCACUAGUAUUUAGCUUCAAGCCUUAUGAAAAUACUGUCAGUUACCUAAAUGUGCAGUGAAUAGUCACAUGGUAGUAUUUGUGAUUAGAGCAUAUAAAACAAUGUAAUUUAAAAGUUGGCUUGCAUAUUUUGAAAGGGAAAUAGAACAAUCUACUUUCUAUGUAGCAUGAAAUAUUUAAUAGAAUUUUUAUUGAUUUAUAUUUUCAAAGAUGCUGAAUUAGUUUUAAUUGUGGCUUCAAUUUUUGACAUAUUAGUAAGUUACUUUUGUUCUGUCAACUUCUUAAAAUAGAUUUGGAGAAGCUUUUAAUUGUUUAAAAUAAUGAAUUUUUCAUGCAGCAUCAUUUGAAAAAGAAAAUAUAAGCUUUACUAUAAAAGUAAUAAUAUUAGAUAUGAGAGAGAAAUUUAUUUGCCUCUAUUCUAACUGUAGUUAAAAUAAUAGUACUACAAAACUUUUGAGUAAGGAGCAUUUCAUUAAUUUUCUUAUUUAUAGACUAAUAUGAUUAAAAAUUCUGCAAUUAAUUCUUUUGGGUAACUUACAAUUAGUUGUUAGGUUUGACAAUAAAGAUCUAUUGUGAAAGGAACAAAGUACGUGGUUUUGGGGUGGAAAGAAUUUCUUGAGGAAAUACAAAAUAUACUUUGCCCUUGAUGUUGCAAAACCAUUGAAGUUAAGUGCCUUAACUUCUUUGUUUACUUUUCAUUUCCCAAAAAAUAUUAGUCGUUUCUUUUCCGCAAGAAAAUUUUGGUAACUUUUUCCUCAUGAAGCACAGAGAAAGUGUCCUCAUUAUGCUAUUUUCACUAUAAACUUUAAUUCAUUAGUAAGCAAGUCUUUAUUAAGGGUAGCAGGGGGAUUUCUCAUCUGCUAAAUAAAUUAAUUUAGCAUCCCAAAUGCCAAACAAUUCCACAAAUAAAACUUACUUGAUAAAGUAUAUGAUAUUACUUCUGUGCUGAUUUAUUUAUUUUUUUUAAUUUUGAUGUCUGUAUGUUGGUGCUUUUUGUUAGACUGAUAGGGUUUUAUAACCUAGGGAGUAUGCAUUGUACUUGAGAACUUUUUUCUUCAUUACUUUCUGCGUAUAUAGACAGCAUGUUUUUCAGGACAUUAAUCCAAAUUGCCACGAGCUUCAAUGUUAUGGCACUCUUCCAUACAGUCCAGAUUAACUCAAGGAAAAGCAGAAGUGGAGGUCUAAGUGUUUUACAAGUUGGGGGCUGAAAAAUAUACUUUAAAAAAAUCAGUUACUAAUUUCUUGAAGGGCACAAUGAAUAGCCAUCUUAUUAAUUGUUUUGUUUUUGAGAAAUCGAUUUUGGGGGCCAUUUUUAUUUUUGAACUGUUAAAACACUUUGAUGCCUUGUGGAUAAAAGUAGUGCCUCUUUGUAGAAUUAGUGGAGUUUCUAAAAGUUCUACGUGUCGACUUUUUGGGUAAAUCUAUUUUAAGUGCAUGAAUAUUUAAAGGACACAUGUUAUGAAUUCUGCAUAUUUAAGAAUUUUUUGUAAAGCAAAUAAUUAGUUACUGAUUUACAUCUCAAUAUAUAUUCUCUCUUCAUUUGUUUAGUUUUUAAAAUACAUAGUCUCUAUUGUUGUUUUUUGCUAAUACUUUUAGAUCCCAUUAAUUAAAGUUACAGUUCUGAUAGUUGCAAAUAAAAUCAAACAAUUUCUAAUUGAAAUAAUAGCUUAUUAUGAAGUUUUUGAAUGUGUAGAAUUAACAUUUUAAAUAAAAUUAGAUGUGAAAAUUGUAAAGGAAUAUAUUUGACUCAAUUAUUUCCAUCCAUUAUGUUUUGUAAAAAUUAUAUUGACUUGUUUUACAUAAUAAAACAGGGCAUUUAAGAACCAGAUUUGCUGAACUUGGCAUAAAGUCACCUUUGAAUCAUUUCUGUUUAUAGGUUUCUUAGAAUUUGCAACAUUUUAAUCUUGGCAUAUAUAAUCUUGGCAUAUGUAAUGUGUAGUUCUGUAAGAGGUACACUGAACAUCUGACCACUAUAUUUAGUGAAUAAUAGUAUCAGAUAGAAACAUGCAUUUCAGACUUAUAGUUUGAAAUAUCUUGUAAGUAACCAUUUCAUAUUUUAAGUUUAGUAGCUUUUUGUACUGCUGUUUAACAAAGGUGAAUACAACUGCUUUUAUGUAGGUUGACUUCUGAAUCAUAUCUACAACAGUGUAUAUUCAGAUUGUGUUACUCCUACAACUAAAGUGACAUCUGAACAAAAAAAUAAAAGUUGAUUUUAAUAAAUAUAAAUCUUUUAAAAGUUGGGUAAUAAACUAGUGUACGUCAGAUUUUGUAACAUUAAAUAUACUUAUAUCAAGAACAAAAUUCUCUCAUGCUUAAAAACACUUUUGUUUCUAUAAUAAAACUCUAGAAUUUGUCUUUUAUUUCCGUGAAAGUCUUCUGUUGUUACAGCUUUAUUGAGAUAUAAUUUACAUAACAUACUAUUCACCCAUUUAAAGUGUACAAUUCAACAAUUUUUAGUAUAUUCAUAGAACUGUGCAAUUUGCACCGCAAUCAAUUUUAGAACACUUUUAUCACCACAAAAAGAAACCCCAUCCCUUUUGGCUGUCACCUCCAUCCACUCCAUCCUCAGGCAACUCCUACUAACACACUUUCCGUCUCUUUAUUUGCCUGUUCUGAACAUUUCACUUAAGUGGAAUCAUUUAAUAUGUGGUCUUUUAUGACUGGCUUCUUUCAUUUAAUGUAACAUUUUCAAAGUUUAUUCUGUUGUGUGUAUCCUUUUUAAUUGCCAAAUAAUAUUCCAUUGUAUGGAUAUACCAUAUUUUAUUCAUCAUUUGAUGGACAUUUGGGCUUUUCCCACUUUUUGACUAGUAUGAAUAAUGUUGCUAUGAGUAUUGAUGUACAAAUCUUCGGGUGGACUUAUGUUUCAUAUUUCUUGUGUAUAUGUCUAGGAGUAGAAUUUCUGGGUUAUAUGAUAACUGAAGAAUUGCCAGACUGGGUUUUCAAAGUGGCUGUAGUAUUUUAUAAUCCCUCCAAUAAUGUGUGAGGUGUCCAAUCUCUCCACUUCCUCGUGAACACUUGCUAUUACUUUUCCUCUUGAUUGUAGCCAUGCUGGUGGGUAUGAAGUGGUAUAUCAUUGUGGUUUUAAUCCACAUUUCCAUCAUAGCUGAUGAUGUUAAGCAUUUUUUCAUGUGCUUACUGGCCAUUUGUAUACCUUCUUUGCAGUAGUGUUCAUUCAAAUUGCUUGCCUAUUUUUAAACUGGGUUCUUUUAAUUAUGGAAUUGUAAAGGUCUAUGUAUUCUAGAUAAAAGUCCCUUAUGAUGAGAUAUAUAAAUUGGAAGUAUUUUCUUCCACUCAGUAGGUUCACUUCACAAUGUCCUUUGAAGUAGAAAUGCCUUUAGUUUUGAUUGUAUAGUUAUUCACAUUUGGUGUUAAUUACAUAGCAUUUUUACUAUCAUGUUUUAAGUAGAUAUCCUUGUAUGUAUCCUACUUAGACUUUGUUGAGCUUCUUGGUUAUUUAAAUUAAGAAUUUUUAAAAAUUAAAUUUGGAACUUCUUGUAUUCCCAUUACAUACA
This is a messenger RNA of Manis pentadactyla (Chinese pangolin), 7800 nucleotides long. It is a transcript of the gene DPY19L4, whose product is annotated as dpy-19 like 4. Lineage: Eukaryota; Metazoa; Chordata; Mammalia; Pholidota; Manidae. Gene Ontology annotation, cellular component: nuclear inner membrane. Gene Ontology annotation, molecular function: mannosyltransferase activity. The record is from RefSeq and is a predicted model, not a curated record. Bases 28 to 2670 code for a protein of 880 amino acids. The transcript is spliced from 20 exons.